Anneissia japonica is the source of this 3957-nucleotide messenger RNA. RefSeq names its product erythroid differentiation-related factor 1-like. Gene Ontology annotation, biological process: positive regulation of DNA-templated transcription. Lineage: Eukaryota; Metazoa; Echinodermata; Crinoidea; Comatulida; Comatulidae. Gene Ontology annotation, molecular function: protein binding. Bases 184 to 3918 code for a protein of 1244 amino acids. The transcript has 22 exons. The record is from RefSeq and is a predicted model, not a curated record.
AAAACUUUUCUUGAAGCGUGUAAGGAGGUGUCUGUAUUUUGUAGGCCUAUUGCAUAACUGAAGUUUUCAGAUAAUAAUAUAGGCCUAUAAAUUAAUGAUUUCGCCACUGAUGUUCCAGUAAAGUAAAAAUGUUGUAAGCGCAAGGAGUGUUAUCAAUUUAAUAUUUCUCAUCCAACGGAGAAGAUGGAAGGAUUCUCAAAAACUAAAGGCACUGAGAAACCAGUGUUAACACUAAGUGUUCAUUGUCCAUUGAAUGAUGGGAGAGAAGACCAGAAAGUUGAUGAGGAAAAGCAGCCUUAUGGUCCAGUGCAAGAUAAUACACCCAAAACAAUGGCUGUUGCUAAUUUCUCCCAAAUUGAGGUUGACACAAACCUCCGUGAAGCCCCUGAUAACUGGCUCAGGGGCAAGAAGUACUUCAAAGUGCCUAGGAAUUGGCUGAACAGUGAAAGUGCAAAGUUUUCCAGUUUACUGAUGGCAGAGAGUUAUCUGGAAACGGUGACUGAAGUGAAUGUAAUUACUGCAGCAGAGAAUAUCAAGAAACUACUCAAAAUGCCAUUCAGUAAGGCACAGAUCAGCAUGGCUGUUCAUCGUAUAGAUAAGACACUGCUUCUUGAUGAGCUUGAUUUGUACAAACACUUUGGGACAUCACAGUCAAAUGAUCUCGAUUGGUUUUACUCAUUUAUUCGUGGAAUCCUACUUCAAGAUGGCAAAAACUUCAAGCGACGCAAGAAACACAAAGAAAAUUCGCAGAAAUGGAAUCUCCUAUCAAAGUUUUUAUAUCAUAGCAUUGGACAGUGCGAUCAAGAUGCACUGGAAUUAGAGCAAGUUCCUGAGGCAUCCUCCCCUGAGCCAACAGUGUGUGAUUUUGCAAGACAAGUUCUGUGGAAAUUUGAGGACAUCAGCAUGUUACUAGGCACUGAUCUACCAAUAUUUGGUGGGGGCACAUUCCCAGCAGUUAGUUUGCGAUUAAGAGAUACUAACAGCCCUAUUAAUGUUCUGACCGGUAUGGACUACUGGUUGGACAACCUGAUGUGCAAUGUCCCAGAGCUCGCCAUGUGUUACCAUCUUGACGGCUUUGUCCAAAAAUAUGAGGUCAUUAAAACAGAGGAGAUUCCACACAUUUCUCAAGCACAGUUCUCCCCAAAGGUUGUGAAGGAUGUCGCACAGAAUAUCUUGUCAUUUAUCAAGAGCAACUGCACACAGGAAGGCCACACCUACUGGUUGUUUAAAGGUAACAAUGAUGAUGUCAUCAAGUUAUAUGACCUGAGUAGCUUGUAUGAGGAUUCAACUCAAAGAGGAAAGAAUCCAUUUGUGAUGCCUGUUGCCCUCUUACUCUAUAAGGUUGCCAGGAACAUGUCAAUUUCUGACCCAAGUAAAAGAAAUGUCAUAUGCAAAUUAUUAACAAAUUGCAUUGAACUACUAGAAGAAACAGGACAGGACAACACCGAGAUAAUGGCAGCAGCUACGUUCCUUCUAGGUCACACGUUACUGACUAAAGUCCAUAGCACGGAUGACGAUACAGACGAGGAGAUACUGACCGAGAUGCUCCACACAGAGGUCAGCGAAGCUAUCAAACCCACCUUGGAAUUUGAUGUACGGCGGUUGAUGAAUCCAGGGGAGAUGGUUGACAAUACAGUGGAUAGCAAAGCUACAACAAAGGAACUGAAAUCACCACACGAACUGGCAAAGGUGACUGUAGAUUGUGUUGUGAAGGGUUUGAGAUGUAUCGAAAAUUGUGAGUCAUCGAAUGUUUGUACGAGUUCUCAGCCAAUCCCAUUGAAAUACAAGACAAGUACGAAAAACUCCAGAACUCGCAACGAUAGUUUAACCAGGUCAACCAGUCCCGGUAUGCGUUUACCCGUGGAGUCGUGGCAACAGAAGUACAAAUUGGAUUUACUUCAAGAUGGUUUUAACAGUUUCCUGAUUCUGGCCAAACAUGAGAUACAAAUGCGGAGCUAUGGGAUAGCGCUGCGUUAUGUGCGAGUUGCUCUAUCCUGUUUUGAGAGUGUCUUUGAUUAUGUGUAUGCAUGCAAGAUUGGUGAUUGCAACAAGAGAAUAAGUGAGAUCUUAGAGAUCUGUGGAGAUGCUCACUUGCUGAUGGUGGACGAUGUCAAACAUCACCAACAACAGUUCAAUGAGAUUUCUGAAAACGAGUCCAAGAUCUUAGAACAUGUGACAGUAGAUUCUGAAAUGGAAGACUUGUCAUGGGCAGUUCAAUUCCAGUCAGUUAGACAAGAUUGCUUGGAAACUGCUAAUCACUGUUAUGAGUCCAUUUUGGAUCAUUAUGGUGAAGGUCACGACCCUGACGUUCUAAUUACAAUAACGAGAAAGCUUGGCAGUACACGUAAUGAGCUCGGAAUCUGGUUUAUGAAUCUUGCAAUUAAAAAACGACAGAAAGCUUUCACUUUGGAGGAGGAACAGAAUCUGUGGUCUGAAAGUUACAAAUGUUUUGAAAAAGCACUGAAAGCAUUCAAAGCUGUUGAGGAUGUUGCUAACAUUGCCUUACUCUACAACAACAUGGGCCGAUUGAUGAGGACAUGCGCUCAGGCCAUCAUGGGGAAAUGGGACGAAGGACGGUCUAGAGAGUUCAGUGAUGAUGAGAGGCAUUAUUUUAAUAAGGCUGUUGAUUAUUAUCAGAAGGGAAAGAGUAUACUCAAGAAUAGAACCGUGCACCCUGGGAUAUGGGAUGCAAUUACAUGGGAAUUGUCAACAACUUAUUUCACCAUGGCAACAGCACUGCAAGACAAUGCUCCCCUCUCAAAGCUAACAAGGGAAGAGGUUGAAAAAGAGGUUCUGCAUCUGAUGCACCAAGUGUUGUCGUUGUCAGAGUCGAGUGAACCAACGUCAAGUCACGCCAUCCUCCAUCAGUUCCGUACAGCAAACGUCUACCAUCGAUUAGGCUCAAUGUAUCAUAGUUCACUAAGAAACCAGGUGUCAGAUAAAAAGAAGCGCUACACAAGGUCUCUUGCUAACCACAACUACGAGAAAGCCGAGAAACUUUUCAGAGUUUUGGAGAGACCAACAGAACUACUACGGGUACUACUUGAAAGAAUGGCAAUGAUUGAGCACCAAUUUCACAGUCAAACAGGAAAUUCAACUAAGAUAAAAUCCUUACAGUGCUGUUUGGAAAUGUUGCUGCAGUGCAAAGGAGCAAUAGAAAUGCUACAGCAAGAACAAUCCACUUCUCAACCACCACAACAGGCUUCUUGUUCAGAAACAGUUGAACCAGUCAAGAAUCAUGGUGAACAACCUACCUCAGAAAUUCCAGACAAUUUAGCAAUUGAAAAAUGUAAACAAAACUAUAGUCUUCCCGUUGUAAGGGAAGAAGGUUUUCCACUGGAAUCCACAGAUCAAUCAGAAAGAAAAUUUCAAGGUUCGACAUUAGAGGAUCCUAAACCAAUACAGGCUGCAGAAUUAGAUUCUACAACAGAAGUUGAACAAACAGAAGUUGAACAAAAACUUGAAUCUAGCAAAAAUAAGCAAUCAUUGGUACUCGCAUGUCAGCAAGUUGUAAAUUCAAAAGCAUCCGUUUGCGAAGCUGUUGACAGCACUACAUCCGUUUCUAUAGAUAUUGAAAAUAAAUCAAAUGAAAGAGGUGGAAAACAGAACACACCAUCCAAUACUUGUACAACAGAAAGUAAUUCUAAGAGUUGUGAUAGUCUUGGCAUAGAUGAAGAUGCAGAGGUCAAAAGACUUGAAGGCAUUCUGAAAGCAAGGCUUCAAUAUGUGCUCCUCAACCUUGUCAAAAUUCACUCUACUAUGAAACGUAACAAAGACAAUGAAAAGGCUUGCACAGAAUAUAAGAAGAUGUACGCUACAUCGCUCAAGAUCGGUUCAUCCGAGAAGUACACCUUAUUACUAUCAUUAACUGAGAUAAAUGUACUAAAUGAAAAAUUGCAAACGGGGGAAUUAGGAUGAAAAUGAACAAUAAAUACAAAGGAUGGCAACGUAUUCUAA